Messenger RNA from Rotaria sp. Silwood1, 414 nucleotides. The record is from the annotation of a GenBank genome assembly. NCBI's taxonomy places the organism in Eukaryota, Metazoa, Rotifera, Eurotatoria, Philodinida, Philodinidae.
AUGAUGACUCGUUCGUAUGUUAUACCAGAUCUUGAUGAUGAUAAUGAAACUGAAUCACCUAAUUUAGUUUCUAAACGUAUAAAAACAGGUAAUUCUUCAACAAUCAAUGAAACAACAUCUUCUUCAACAAUUUCAUCGAAUACCAUUAAUGAUACAGAACCUUCAAGCACAGCAUCUGUUGAUUCAACAGCAGCAGCAAGGCUAGUAACAUCUUCAUCAUCACUUUUCGUUCAUUCUCGUCAACGAGGAAGUCCUCUGCUAAAACAUCUACGUCAGGUUAAAUGGGAAUAUUCUGAUAUGAUAUUAAGUGGUGCUGAUUAUUCAAUGAGUCGUAGUUCAUGUGCAUUAUUUCUAUCUCUUUGUUAUCAUACAUUAAAUCCAAAUUAUAUCUAUGAUCGACUUAAAUCAAAUUAA